AUGCACGAGCAGAAGACAGAGAGAGCUGCGCAGGCGGCUGCUGGAGCGCGGGCGGCGGGAGCCGCCAGCAGCACCGCCGCCGAGCUGGCCCGCUGGCGGGAGGUCGUCAGCUGCGCCGACGACCUCUGCCGCGAGGACUCCGCGGCGGUGCUCCGCGCGCUGCUCCGCGGCGAGCGCGCCGUGGCCGAGCACCGCCGGGCCGAGCACGCGUGCGCGCGGCGGUGGGCCGCGUGGGCGCAGGAGGCGCAGCUGCUGGCGGAGCGCGGCCGCGAGUCGCGGGCGGAGGUCAGGAGGCUGCGGGGGCGCUGCGAGGAGGUGGGCGCCGCGGCGGGCGCUCGGCGCGCGGGGCUGUGGGCCGAGCUGGAGGCCGGGGUCGUGGGCGGCGACGCGGACGGCGGCGGCGUGGAGGCGGAGGAUCCCGAUGGAGACUGCGACGAGGCGCGGCGGGCCGCGCGGCGGGUGCGGGAGCGGCUGGAGGAGCUGCUGGCCGCCGCGGUCGAGGCCCAGGCGCAGAUCGGGGCGCACGAGGACGAGGCCGCGAGGCUGGCGAUGAAGGCGCGGCAGGCGGAGGCGAGGCUCGCCUUGUCCGAGGCCGCGUCGCGGGAGGCGGAGGCCGGCGACGCCGGCGGCGGCGACGCGCGCGGGGGCGGCCGCGCCGCGGACGUGGAGCGCAUCGUCGACCUGGAGGUCGAGAACGAGCUGCUGCAGUGGCAGCUCCUGGGCCUGGAGGAGCGCGCGCGGCGGGCGGCCGCCCCGCCAGCGCGCCAGGGGCUCCCCGCCCGCGCGCGGGCGGGGCAGCCUGCGCUGGCGCCGGCCGCGCCCUCGCCCGCGCCGACCGCCGCGGGCCCUGCGGCGGCGGAGGACGCUGGGCAGCGCAACCCUGCGCAGCCGGGCUCCCAGCAGCUCGAGCAUGCAGUUCCCGCGCCGCGUGCCGUGGGCACCCAGCCGCCAGCUCCGCCGACCGAGGCGGCAGCCGUGCCGUUGGCAGACCAGGACGCUGGGCAGCGCAACCCAGCGCAGCUGGGCUCCCAGCAGCUCGAGCAUGCAGUUCCCGCGCCGCGUGCCGUGGGCACCCAGCCGCCAGCUCCGCCGUCCGAGGCGGCAGCCGUGCCGCUGGCAGACCAGGACGUCGAGACGGCAUCCUUCUCGGAUGGAGUUCUCGCCGCGCCGCCGCCGCCAGAAAGCGAAGGCGGUGCGGACCCGCCCCUGGAGAGCUCCGUACAGGCCGCCGGCGAGGAGGGCCAGGGCGGGGCGCCAGAGUCAGGACCGUCUGCCCCGGAGGUGCAGCAGCGGCCUGGCGGCAGCCUCAGUCUGCAAGAGCGGCUCGCGCUGCCGCGGGACGCGCGCCGGCAGCUCGCGCGGGAGGCCAGUGCCGCCGCCGCCGAGCAAGCCGCCUCGUCGCAGCCCGCGCGGGCUCGCAGCCGGGGCCCGAGGCCUCGCCACGAAGCCACUGGGAGCCUCGGCAUCUUCGACCAGGCGCUGGGCGCCGGAGGCACCGCGGCGUGGGGCGGCAAUCGGUGGUUCGAAGAUGGG
Molecule: messenger RNA, 1533 nt
Organism: Prorocentrum cordatum
Lineage: Eukaryota; Dinophyceae; Prorocentrales; Prorocentraceae
Source: the annotation of a GenBank genome assembly